UUUCAGGAUUGUUAAGCGAGUUCAUCGACCCUUCCUGAACGAAUAGUAAAAUCCAGUGGAGUCGACGACACGUUUCAUGUAGAGAUAGACACGCGCACAUUCGUACGAUAACGGACACACGCUUAUUCUUAGGAAAGUAUGCCGUGACCUCGAACAAGGUCCCGUUAUCCAAGGCAAAGCCUUGAUCGUCUUCGUCCUCAGUCUUGACUCGGUAGUCAAGCAAAGAUGCUACUUCCUAUUCUUGCUUGUUUAAGCCUCUUAAUUGGUCACCGUGAAUUUGUUCCAACGAACAAUGGAAUUAUCAUAGGGACAACAACUAUUUUUGGACUUGUCACGUUACCUUAUGGUUUUGCUGCUGGACCUAGAUAUGUUCCAAAAUGGAAGAAACAAGCUUGUGAGAUUCCAGCGUCUCAGCAUCCAAAUUCUCAUUACGUUUGUGACGAAGCUGGUGAAGUGAAAUGUUUGUUAGGUUGGACCGGUGAUCUUUGUGAUGUACCAAUCUGUCGAAAAGGCUGCGAUCCCCUUCAAGGUUUUUGUCGACGUCCAGGUGAAUGCAGGUGCAAGAUCGGAUUCUAUGGUGAGCUAUGCGACAAAUGUGUGGCUCUACCUGGUUGCCAGCAUGGAAGGUGUAACGUGAGUUUCGAAUGUGCCUGUGAUCCCGGAUGGAAAGGAUUGUUCUGUUCCGAACCGAUCUGUGCUCAGGAUUGUUUAUCGAGUCAAGGAUAUUGUAACAAGCCAGGAGAAUGCAGGUGCCGGUUAGGCUGGCAAGGACCAAAAUGCAAACAGUGCGCUGUUUUACCAGGAUGCGUUCAUGGAACUUGUCAAGGGCCAUUGGAGUGUCGAUGUGAGCCUGGCUGGACUGGAUUAUUGUGUCAGACUCCCAUCUGCGCGCCAGGAUGUAGCAAGGAACACGGUGGAUGUCGUCGACCUGAUACCUGCAGAUGUCGUGUCGGCUGGACAGGUAAAAAUUGUACCGAAUGCGUACCAUAUCCAGGAUGUAUGCACGGUUCCUGUAAAAGACCAUGGGAAUGUAGAUGCGAAUCUGGUUGGUCCAGUGAUCUUUGCGACGAGAAAUUAACUUAUUGCGAGGAUCAUUCUGAUAUCUGUCGAAAUAACGGGACUUGUGUCAGCAUGACACCGGAAGACGGUGAUUACAGGUGUAUUUGUCCGAUCGGUUACAUUGGCCGUCAAUGUCAAAUUAAAACGACGGUACCGUCUACCGAGUUGACACCUCCCAUGCCGGAUCCCGGAUCAGAUUUAUCAAUCGAUCCGCAAAGAGUAUCGGUCAAGCCUGAAACUGUUGAAAAUGGAAAUGUCAGUGAGGAAAUGGAAACUGCCGAACCGCUAGGCCCUAUAGUGAUCACCGAUCCACCUUCGACCAUUGAUCCUUCGGCAACAGCAGGAAAAUGGCCGACUGAGUCACCAACCUAUUCACCAUCCAUCGAAGACGAUGAAGAAAACGAGACGUGAAAUGCAAUACUUUUGCCUCUUUAUUUAUUUAUUUAUUUAUUUAUUUAUUCUUUUAUUUAAUCAUUCAUUCUCAUGAUUGCACACGCAUACAUAUUUAGAUAUUAUUUAGCUAUAUCCGAUGUACCUACAUAUCUAUAUAUAAAAUGAAAGUUAUAUCAAUUGACGUGGGUAAACGAUAAUACGAUAUAAGCUUUGUUCGAAUAACUGUUCGGUAAACUGCGUGGGCGACGUGAGAGAGAUCGUUCGAAGAUUUUCCGCGUCCGCAAUCGCUUUCUCAAAAUUCGCUUGCAUCGCGGACCAUGAUCGUUACUUUAUCUUCGACGGCUAGGUUGUAAAUGGUACAUACAUGUACGGUAUUCAAAGGAGUACAACGCGCUGCAACGUUCGUCGUCACGCUUCAACGAUCACGCUCUGCCGAUUUAGCGAUACGUACAUAGUCAACUAUAGCUAUAGGGUGGUACAUUUCAAUGAAUAUACUUCAGUAUUUUAUUCUAUUCGUCAAAUUUAAAAUGGUCAUUUGGAAUAGUCAAGAAGAAAUUUGUACUUUUUAAAAUUUGUCAUA
Messenger RNA from Vespa mandarinia (Asian giant hornet), 2032 nucleotides. RefSeq lists its product as uncharacterized. Gene Ontology annotation, biological process: motor neuron axon guidance; cell communication. NCBI's taxonomy places the organism in Eukaryota, Metazoa, Arthropoda, Insecta, Hymenoptera, Vespidae. The record is from RefSeq and is a predicted model, not a curated record. Gene Ontology annotation, cellular component: membrane.